AUGGACGAAUUGCUGGCUAGAGCAGGAUCUCAGGCCGUCACGUUUGCAGUCAAAUCAGGGGUGUCUCUAGCAUCCUCGUAUGCUAUUAAAACUAUAAGCAACUUUUUAACUCAAAUACCCAGCACCGAAUCUAAAAAUUUUUUAGACUUGAAAAUAGAAUUAGAAAAUAGAGUAGAUAUAGUCUCUUCUGCCAUUGAUCUGAUAAAAUUGGUAGCUGUCCGUGGUAAUACAAAUUUACGAAGUACGUUGAAGAUAACAGAGAACUUAAAACAAGAGAUAGACCAGUUUGACAGCAAUAUUCAGGAGCAAUUGAAUGUUAUUGAGCAUUCUAAAAGCCAAAAGGUCAAAAAUGAAGCUAUUCGUGAAGCAGAACGUUACAUUAAAGAUCUUCUAAGACGAAUUCAGGAAAUUACACCUUAUAUCAACUUAGCACUAACUACAUCGGGUGUAAAUCUAAGUACCACAUUACCAAAAACUGUGUCUCCAGGAUUAUUACUGCAGGCUUCAAAUUUCGUUUGCAUUAAUAACGAACAAUUCUCUCAAGAUCCAAAAUCGAGCCAUCAAGUAGGACCUACUUUUGAAAUUACGUUAUUUACAAUUUUCUAUAAUAUUAAUUCAAAGGAUCAUAUUAAUUGGAAAGAGGACGUAAAAAGAGCUUUUGUACACAUAGAUAGGGUUCCGACUGGACAAGGAGAUAAUAUUUUCAAAUACAAUUUAUCAAUCAAGCAGAGUUUCGAUGAUGAAAGAUAUCACAAUACAGAAAAUGGCGAAGAAAUUCCAAGAAAUAUUUCACUUGAAACGCAAAAGAUAGAAAAGGUAUUUUUUAGUGUAUCUGGGAAAUUAUUAAAACUAGAAGAACGUGAUUCAGCAGUUCUUAUUUUGAAAAUAAACGAUAAAGUAGAAGAUGGGUCGAUCAAAAAGACAGAGGACUCAAUUAGAUGGUUUGCAUUUGGAGAUUAUGAGCCUGGCUUAAUUGAUAGUGAUAACAAUGACGAUGAUAAAGAAUCCAGUAAUGAAAGCACAAAUACAGUAGAGUGUUCGAAAUCAAUUGGAUUAAUGGAGUAUAUUAUAAGACUAACGUCUCUGCAACAAAAUGAUCAAUCUGACGUUCUUUCCAUUACUGAUGAGCGCUUGGCAAUAUACCUUAAUGAUGAAAAUCCAAAUUCUAUCAAAAAGGGAGUAUUAGAUAUAAACGAAGUCACUAAAAAUUUAAGGGACGUAAGUUUGCAAGAUAGUCAUUAG
Molecule: messenger RNA, 1242 nt
Organism: Maudiozyma saulgeensis
Lineage: Eukaryota; Fungi; Ascomycota; Saccharomycetes; Saccharomycetales; Saccharomycetaceae
Source: the annotation of a GenBank genome assembly